AGUUGACUACUUGAGUAUUUUUGCAUUUUAUUGCUUAGCAACGUAUUACUUCUAAUCUCAAUUUAAGUGUUUGCCUAAUGCAGUUCUUAUCUUGAACAGCCAGGCUCCCUGAACACAGAUAAUGCUUUUCAGCCUUUGACCUUUCAGAGUAGUUUUCUUGCUUGCUUUGGCUUCUUUCAAACCUAACACUGAUGCAAAAGCUGAGAUCUCAUAGGAAGACCUAUGAGCAAAGUACUAGGAACUCUUGAAGAAGGAGUAGCAUCUCACUUGCGGCUAACCCAGCUGGGGACGCUGAGGAGGCAGAAGACACAGACGAGAGGCAGAUCUCGGCAAAAUGGAGCUUGAGGGUGAUAUACCCAAGGAUCACAGAAGAUAUUCGGAGCAGAUGUCUUUACAACCAGGAGAGUAUGUGAAGAAAAAAACCGUCUUUAAAUACAAAGUCGUCUGUGCUGUUCUACUGUGUGCUUUGGUGGCUGUAUCCCUGGGACUAGGUUUAGGACUAGGACUCAAGAAGGAGCAAGUCAGCUGCAGACACAAGUGCAAUGAGCCACACAGGAACGGCGUGUCCGGCUGCCAGUGUGACAGCGGCUGCAAGGAGCGUCAGGAUUGCUGCUGGGACUAUGAGGACACCUGUGUGGAGCCGACCCGAUCUUGGAAGUGCACUAAUUUCCGUUGUGGUGAGACAAGAAUACCUGGAAGUUACUGUUCUUGUUCUGAUGACUGCUUGCAGAAAAAAGACUGCUGUGUAAAUUACUACAGUGUUUGCAGAGGUGAAAUAUCUUGGGUAGAAGAACCAUGUGUGCCAAUUGAAACUCCUCAGUGCCCAGUAGGAUUUACUCGCCCACCACUUAUCCUUUUUUCAAUGGAUGGGUUUAGAGCAGAAUAUUUGCAAACUUGGAGUUCCUUGCUGCCAAAUAUUGAAAAACUCAAAACAUGUGGCACACAUUCAAAAUACAUGAGAGCUGUUUACCCCACAAAAACCUUUCCAAACCACUAUACUAUUGUCACAGGAUUGUAUCCAGAAUCUCAUGGUAUCAUUGAUAACAACAUGUAUGAUGUACACUUGAAUGCGCAUUUCUCACUUUCAGGGGAGGAAAAAUUCAAACCUGCAUGGUGGAAAGGGCAACCAGUCUGGCUGACAGCAAUGUACCAAAAUUUGACAGCAGGCACCUUCUUCUGGCCAGGCUCUGAUGUUCCAAUUGAGGGAACAUACCCCACCUUGUACACCAUAUACAAUGGUUCGGUUCCAUAUGAAAAGAGAAUUUCAGGAAUACUGAAAUGGCUUGAUAAUGCCCAACCUGAGAGGCCUCAUUUAUACACUUUAUAUAUUGAAGAACCAGAUUCUUCUGGACAUUCAUUUGGACCAGUUAGUGCUGGUGUAAUCAAAGCCUUACAGGCAGCAGAUCAAGCACUGGGGAUGCUCAUGGACGGACUUAAACAAAGAAACCUGCACAAGUGUGUAAACCUCAUUGUUUUAGCUGAUCAUGGGAUGGAGAAGACCUACUGCAAGCAGUUAGAGUAUAUGACCAAUUACUUCAAAACGGUGGAUUUCUACAUGUAUGCUGGGCCUGCAGCUCGCAUUCGAGCACGUAAUGUUCCAAAGGACUAUUUUACCUUUGACUCAGAAGGAAUCGUUAAAAACCUCACAUGCAGAAGAUCCCCUCAGCACUUCAAGCCCUAUCUGACUCCUGACCUGCCCAAACGGUUCCACUAUGCUAACAACAUUCGUAUUGAUAAAGUUCAUCUUUUGGUGGAUCGACAAUGGCUGGCUGUGAGGGAUGCAAGUUACACAUAUUGUGAUGGAGGUAACCAUGGCUAUGACAACGAAUUUAAAAGUAUGGAGGCUAUAUUCUUAGCAUAUGGCCCAAGCUUUAAAGAGAAAACAGAAGUGGAUGCUUUUGAAAACAUUGAGGUUUACAACCUUAUGUGUGAUUUGUUGCAGAUAGUACCAGCACAAAACAAUGGAACACAUGGCAGCUUGAAUCACCUCUUAAAGAAACCUUUUUACAAUCCUUCACAUCCAAGGGAAGUCUCAUCUCCCUAUUCAUGUCCAGUUUCCAAUCUGGCUCCUGCAGAUGACCUGGGAUGCAAUUGCACACAAAUCUCAAAUGCGUCACAAGAAGUACUGCUAAACAAGAGGUUAAAUCUCACCGCAGAAGAAAUUAACAAGGCAAGCUCAUCUCAUUUGCCAUAUGGGAGACCCAAAGUUCUUCAGAAGGAAAAUGUCUACUGCCUCCUUUCCCAUCGUCAGUAUGUGAGUGGAUACAGCUAUGAUAUCUGGAUGCCGCUGUGGACUGCCUACACUGUGGAUAAGCCUGAAAACACAUCUCCUCUUCCUCCCACCGUUUCAGACUGUCUGCGGCCUGAUGUUAGAAUCCCUGUUGCUUGGAGCCAAAAUUGUUCUGACUACCCAGAAGGGCUGACCCUGACCCACAGUUUCCUCUAUCCUCCCAACUACAAUUCAUCUGAUCUUGAACAGUAUGAUGCCUUACUCACCAGCAAUAUUGUUCCCAUGUAUAAAGCUUUCAAAGACAUAUGGGACUAUUUCCAUAAUGUGCUUCUUCAGAAGUAUGCUAGAGAAAGGAAUGGGGUAAAUGUUAUAAGUGGACCAGUGUUCGAUUACAAUUAUGAUGGCCAUUUUGACAGCCCUGAUGAAAUUAAGCAGUAUAUAAACAAUACAAAAAUCCCUGUCCCAACCCAUUACUAUGUGGUUCUGACAAGCUGCAAGAAUACAUCCUAUACUCCACUGAACUGUUCAGGGUCCUUGGAUGCUUUGUCUUUUAUCAUUCCUCAUCGACCUGACAACACUGAAAGCUGUGCUGAAAAUAAGACACUUUCUGAAUGGGUUGAAGAAAGAGUUCAGGCUCAUUCUGCACGUGUUCGGGAUGUGGAGUUGCUAACUGGGCUUGACUUUUACCAGGAAAGAAAUGAACCCAUCUCCGAGAUCUUACGGCUAAAGACAUUUUUGCCAAUAUUUGAGACUGAAAGCAACUGAUUAUCUUUGAAAAAAGUGUCACUGCUUGGAAGAAAGAAAAUUUAAAUGAUUUCAGUUUUUCCCUUGCUAAAGUAUUUUUCAAAUUUGUGUUUUUCAGUCAAGUGUUUUUUGCCAAUAAAAUUUGAAUAAUAACUAUGCAUAAAAUUAUCUAAAGUGAAUUAAAUCGUCGUUGCUGAGCCAGGCUUUCAAAAUACAGAAUAUAUAUUUAUUAUGCAAAAACU
Molecule: messenger RNA, 3216 nt
Organism: Corvus hawaiiensis (hawaiian crow)
Lineage: Eukaryota; Metazoa; Chordata; Aves; Passeriformes; Corvidae
Gene: ENPP3
Product: ectonucleotide pyrophosphatase/phosphodiesterase 3
Exons: 25
Coding region: 335-2995 (886 amino acids)
Biological process (GO): nucleoside triphosphate catabolic process
Molecular function (GO): metal ion binding; nucleic acid binding; nucleoside triphosphate diphosphatase activity
Source: RefSeq, a predicted model, not a curated record